This is a messenger RNA of Topomyia yanbarensis, 2418 nucleotides long. RefSeq names its product sensory neuron membrane protein 2 (gene Snmp2). The record is from RefSeq and is a predicted model, not a curated record. Lineage: Eukaryota; Metazoa; Arthropoda; Insecta; Diptera; Culicidae. Gene Ontology annotation, molecular function: scavenger receptor activity. Gene Ontology annotation, cellular component: membrane; cytoplasm. Bases 942 to 2027 code for a protein of 361 amino acids. The transcript has 5 exons.
AGCACCGCCAUCUACAUAAAUUUUGAAACAACGGUGGCUUCAGAACAUAUAUCUCAAAUGCUAAUACAAUUUCCUGUAGAUCGUUUCUGCUAGAAAUUUUGAGCUUGUUUUCUAAAUAACUGUACUCUGCUAGGCAUUGGAUGAUGAUUCUAACACUUGUGUUGCAUUACUAUUGGAAACAUUUAUUUCAUAAUUGUAAAAUAGAGGAAUAAAGAUACCGAUUUUCGAGUAAAGUAGUUUUUCUAUAGUGUAACAAUGAUAAAAACUACAAAUUUAGGUAACAGACUAAAUUGUUUAAAAUCACAUUAACUAAAUCAGUUAGUGGAACUCCCUUUCUUGACACUGGUGUUUUCGGAACUGUUACAAUGUAGCAUAAGUGUAUAGCAAGUAGCAUCUGUGAAUAGAACAUCUGUGAACCCUCAACCCACCAUCAAACUUAUCAAUACCCCUACAAAGUACUCUACUCUACCCGUGUCGUCGACUAUCAAGAGCUAAGUUUGCCAAAAAAAAAAAUAGUCACUAUAUUGUGAGGAUCGAAACGUGCAUGCUCCAUUAGGAAAGAUCGUCCAUAUUCCACUAUGAAUGUUUUAGAUACAUCUCGCAAGCACAUUACAAUCACCGCAAAAUCACCUUGACUAAUUGCAAUUAGCGAUCGUAUGUUAUACAGUUGGUUUAUGUUGUUCUCUUCGUCCUUACUCUUUCUCUCAACACAAACACAUGUUAGUACAUAAUUGCAACCCAAUCUGGGCGUUGGCUCCCAGAACACCUAACCAGUAGUCAUCAUCUAGUAAAAUCGUAGCUAACCACAAACUAUUCGCACUAUUCUUUCUACCAUCCAUAUUGUACCGUAGUCCAUCCUCCAAAUUGCCGAAGACGAAACCUACGACAGUCUGCGGUUGAUCAACGUCGAGCUGAAUCGUAUCUUUGGCCGGCCGGAUUCCAUGUUCCUUCGGACCACCCCGAAAGAGUUCCUAUUCGACGGAGUGUCAUUUUGCGUGAAUGUUAUCGGCAUAGCGAAGGCGAUUUGCAAAGAAAUUGAAAAGCGCAAUACCAAAACCAUCCGGGUGAUGCCCGACGGAUCCAUGAAGUUCUCGUUCUUCCAUCAUAAAAACAUGACCGAUGAUGGUGUCUUUACGAUCAAUACCGGCACCAAAGACGCUCUGCAAACUCAUAUGAUUGAUUCCUGGAACGGACAUACCACACUGGACCGGUGGAGCAAUCGCUCGCUGGGAUCAUCUGCUGUCUGCAAUAAAAUCUUUGGAACGGACGGUUCGGGCUAUCCUCCGUUCCGAAACGGGGUUCAGAAAAUGACCAUCUUUAGUACCGAUAUCUGUAGAACUGUGGAUAUCAAGUACGUGGAACCAUCCAGUUACGAGGGCAUACCGGCGCUUCGGUACGAAACGGAUGCCAACUUUCUGAACGAAAUCGGUCCCGAGUUCAGCAACGACUGCUACUGUGUCAAUCGAAUACCGAAGGCGAUCGUUAGGAGCAACGGGUGUCUGUACAAAGGUGCCCUGGAUUUGUCAACGUGUUUCGACGCUCCGGUGGUAAUGACACUUCCCCACAUGAUGGGCGCAGCCGAUGAAUACGCGGGACUGAUUGAAGGAUUACAUCCCGAUCCAGACAAGCAUCAGAUCUUCGUCGAUGUAGAACCGCUAACCGGAACCCCGCUGAACGGUGGCAAACGGGUUCAGUUCAACAUGUUCCUGCGGAGGAUCGACUCGAUUCGAUUAACGGAUCGGCUUCAAACUACCCUGUUCCCGGUGCUCUGGAUCGACGAAGGUAUUGCACUGAACGAUGACAUGGUCAAACUGCUCGACGAUAGUCUGAUGAAGGUGUUGACUCUGUUGGAUAUUGUCCAGUGGAGUAUGAUUGUCAUUGGACUGGUGCUGGCGAUUGUCAUGCCGAUCGUCUACUUUGUCAAACGGAAGCCCUCAUCGCCGUCCGUCACGCCGAGCCUUACAACGACAACCAGUGCGGCCAGCAUUCCUGAACACGGCGGGAUUGGUGGGAAUCCACAGAAAUGACGACAGUCGGUCAUUAUGACUGAUUUGACUGACUACGGAUUGAAUGGAAGGGUGUGGAAUUGAAAUGGUGUGAGUGUGAACGAGAGAGAGAGAGAGAGAGAGAGAGAGAGAGAGAGAGAGAGAGAGAGAGAGAGAGAGAGAGAGAGAGAGAGAGAGAGAGAGAGAGAGAGAGAUUCAAGUGCCAAUGCUUUGUAGGAAACGCAGAGUAGCUACUACAGCUGUUGCAAAUUCACUUUUGUGCAUUUUAGUGCAAACUAAGUCAAACCGAUUCCGUCCGAAACGAAUUGAAUCUAAAUGUUUUUGUUUUACUUUCGAAACUGCAACACAGUAAAAUAGCUAAUUUUAUGUGAUUAUUUGUAAAUCAGUAAAAAUGUGUUAAAGUUUAAUUACA